CAGACCCAAAGAAAGAGAGGGAGUACCCGAAGUAUCGUUUCUGGGAGUAACGUUUCCAACGUAGCCUAGUAGAUUUGAAGAUUAAAGUUCUGUGUGGGUAGAAAGAAAGAAAGCAGUGAAAUUCGUAUAAAGAAAAUAUAAAUUACUUAAGAGAAAGGAAAUCUUCCUCAGAAAAUCUUUCAAAAGCUACAAAGCUACUUUCUGUUAUGAGUAUAGCCAUUAUAAAAAAAUAUAUUUCUAUAUUAUUAGAGACAUCAGAAUUCAAUAUAGCUAUACUGAUUCAUCUCAUCAGCCUUAAUAGUAGUAGCACAUUUUAAGAUUUAAUUUCAAUGUCAAUAUUAGUUUAGAAUAGUUUUGUUCAACUUAGGACUUUGUUUCAUUGAUAGUGAUAAAGAAUUUUAUGAUAAGAAAAAUAAAAAUAAGAUAAAGAUUUAUCUUCUGAUAUGGCAUCUUGCAAACCAGAAGAAAUCAGUACAAAAACAAAGCUUUCAAAAUUACAAUGCCCAUUUACUUGGGAUCUAUUGGAUAGUGUAACAAUACAUUGUAAGAUGUAUUCUAAUAACAAUGAACAUGAUGAUGAACUAGAUGAUGAAGAAACAUGUAGGAUAGAACUCUUUAUGAGAACUAUACUUCAAUGUUAUAAAACUGUAUUAAGUGCAGAUGACGAUACAGCUCAGAAUAUUCAAAAAGCUGAAGAUUUUUUGAUGCAGCUCCAACAAGAGAAAGAUUUAUCUCAAACGAUAAGGGCUAUAGAGCAUGUGUUUUAUGCUACAAAAUGCUUCAUUUUGUAUGAAACAGAGAAGUUAGAUGAGUUAGAUGAAAUAUUGAACAAUAUUAUUGAUACUGAUAAUUUCAGUAAAGCAGAAAGUGGUGCUUUGCAUGGUUGUCAAAGUAUUGUAUGGUCUUGCUUACAUGAAUUUGGUAUAAAUAAAGCAAUGGAUAAUGCUAAGAAAGCAGUAGAAAUGAAUGAAGAGUACGCAUUAUGGCAUUUUAUUCUUGCAAAGAAUCUUAGACGUCAAAGACGUAUUGUACAUCUUACAUCUGAUGUGUCAGAUGAAGAAGAAAAGCAUUUUGAAUUAGCAUAUGCUAUAUCUGUUAAUAAUCCUAUAUUUGGAGUAUAUUACUUGCAAAUGCGUAUCGAAAAAUUUUACAAAUACAACAAAAAUAAGGAUUAUAUGACAAAAAAAGCAACCAAUGAGAAAACAGUAUUGCAAAUGGCAAAAAAUAUAUUAAAAAUGAAACCUACUAGUUAUAAAGUAUUAUUAAAACUAAGUCGUAUGUUUUUACGAUCAUAUUCGGACGAAACAUUAGCAGCAAAAGAAUGUCUAGAUGCUGUAGAAAAAAUAGUACCAAACAAUUCUACAUUUCUGCAUUAUACUGGAAUGUUAUAUGAGGAAUGUGGAGAGUUCAGGGAUGCUUUAUGGUAUUAUAAAAAGGCUGUGGAUUAUAAUAAUUUUGUGGCGGAAUUUUCAUACAUAAGAUAUGGUUGGGAAACAGGAGAAUUGCAACCUUUGCCGCAUUUACUACGAAUGCUAAAAAAAUACAAUUCUGUUGUCAAAGAACGGCAAAUAUCUAUGUUUUUAGCAAUCGCUAUUGCUUAUUAUUCUCUUCACAAGGAUAAAGAAAAUGCCGCAGACUAUUUUGUGAAAGCGUUUACACUGGAUCCACUCAACAAGAAGUUUAAGAUGUUUUAUAAAUUCCUUGACUUCAGUGCUCCGAGUAUAUACGAUUUUUUAAGCAAUCACUUCCUUUACGAAAUUGAAUCAUAUCAAAGGAGUCCAAAGCUUCUAGAAAUGAGUAAGAAACUAAGGGCGCUCUUGAAUAACAAUAACGUAAACGUAACAGAACAAGAUGAUUUACCGAAAGAAGCUACAAAUGUAAGAUUGGCCGGCAGUGGGCAGCACCGCCUGCUCUCACGCGCGGUCGAGCUCCAGUACCAGAGGCGGCAAGCUCAGGCGGGAAGCUUGUAUAAAUGGGCAACACAAAGGGUUGAGACGAACAGACAAACAGACGAACAGACGAAUAGAAACUGGAGAACAGACGAACAGCCGAAUAGAAACUGGAGAAUAGACGAACAGACGAAUAGAAACUGGAGAAUAGACAGAGAGACGAAAAGAUAGAUAUAAUAUCGAAUACAUUUUUACACAAACUCGUCUAAGAUUACAGAGAUUGGCACUGAUACUCUUCCGUUAAUUUAAUAUUUCAUUAUUAACUAAUGUAGAAUUGGAAAGUUGACAUUCACCAAAGACUGGAAUUUUAUCAGAACUACAUGCACGUAUAUGUGUGUGUGUGUGUGUGUGUGUGUGUGUGUGUGUGUAUAGAAAGA
This is a messenger RNA of Harpegnathos saltator (Jerdon's jumping ant), 2326 nucleotides long. RefSeq lists its product as uncharacterized. The record is from RefSeq and is a predicted model, not a curated record. The coding region runs from base 444 to 2120 and encodes 558 amino acids. Lineage: Eukaryota; Metazoa; Arthropoda; Insecta; Hymenoptera; Formicidae. Gene Ontology annotation, molecular function: protein binding. The transcript has 5 exons.